Arachis duranensis is the source of this 651-nucleotide messenger RNA. Its product is annotated as 3'-5' exonuclease-like. The coding region runs from base 1 to 651 and encodes 216 amino acids. Gene Ontology annotation, molecular function: nucleic acid binding; 3'-5' exonuclease activity. Lineage: Eukaryota; Viridiplantae; Streptophyta; Magnoliopsida; Fabales; Fabaceae. Gene Ontology annotation, biological process: nucleobase-containing compound metabolic process. Gene Ontology annotation, cellular component: nucleus; cytoplasm. The transcript has a single exon. The record is from RefSeq and is a predicted model, not a curated record.
AUGUAUAGAACAUCAAGGAUCCAUAGAUUUGGCAAUAGUAGUAGUAAUAGUAUUAGUGGUGCUUCCAAAUACACAAUCAACUUUGGUGGAAAAGCAAUUGAAACAACAGUUACAAACAAAGCCAUCAUUGUAGAUCAAUGGAUUGAAGAAAUCAAUGUUCUUUAUGCUGGAAAAUCAACCGUAGUAGUUGGUUUAGAUGUUGAAUGGAGGCCAAAUUAUUCUCGCUACAUGGACAACAACAAAUCCGCAACAUUGCAACUUUGCAUUGAUGACAAAUGCCUAAUAUUGCAACUCUUCUACAUUGACAAUUUGACACUUUCUCUCAAGAACUUCCUCAUGAACCCUAAUUUCGCUUUUGUGGGGGUUGAGGUUGGUGAUGAUAUUUCUAAGAUUAGAAAUGAGUAUGAUCUCAAUUGUGGUGCACAUGCCGAUAUUAGAGAGCUUGCAAUGGAAAAAUGGCCCGGCCGGUUUCGCCGGCCGGGGUUGAAGGAUCUGGCUAAGGAUGUGGUUGGUUUGAGUAUGAAGAAGCCUAAGCAUGUGAGUAUGAGUAAUUGGGAAGCUAGGGUUUUAAGCAUUGAGCAAGUUGAGUAUGCAUGCAUUGAUGCCUAUGCUUCUUACAAGAUUGGUCACAAGCUUCUCAUGGAUGAUUAA